Molecule: messenger RNA, 252 nt
Organism: Mesorhabditis belari
Lineage: Eukaryota; Metazoa; Nematoda; Chromadorea; Rhabditida; Rhabditidae
Source: the annotation of a GenBank genome assembly
AUGAAUUUGACAACUGUUUCUUCUUUAUUAUUCUCGACAACUCAAGCCACUUUCACAACAACUCACUCACAAGCUAUUCAUGGAUUCGAUAGAACGAAAUGCAACGAAUUCACCGGAUAUUAUUGGAUGAUUCCCGUGUAUGAGCUGAAAUAUGGAUGGAAUGGAUUGCCCUUUCCCUCGCCGAUCAACGACUCGCAAAAAGUGGUGAUGGUCGCUUUGAUGUCUUUGGUAAUCUCCCGAUUUGAACUAUUU